Molecule: messenger RNA, 1398 nt
Organism: Myripristis murdjan (pinecone soldierfish)
Lineage: Eukaryota; Metazoa; Chordata; Actinopteri; Holocentriformes; Holocentridae
Product: protein phosphatase 1 regulatory subunit 37
Exons: 11
Coding region: 1-1398 (465 amino acids)
Molecular function (GO): protein binding
Source: RefSeq, a predicted model, not a curated record
AUGACCGGGUGUAGUGACAAAGAAAAUGACGAGCAGCAUGAUGAAGAUACAGAAAAGCCAAACAAGAACCAAAGGAAAAGUAAAAGUGAAAAACACGUGUCUUUUCCCCCCGAUGAGCAGAUAGUGUCGGGCUUCGCUGAGCACAAGAAAACUGACAGAAAUGUUGACAGCUGCCUCACCUUGACAGAGGUAAUGAUGGCUUACCAGCAGAGCUGCAACAAACACCAGGUCCAGCCCAACACACACAUCCUGGAACAGCUCCAGCAGGGUAUCUGUGUAGGUGGCAGUGUGAAAUGUCUGGAUCUCAAAGGUGAGCGAUUAGACCACCGCUCUUGCGAAGCUCUGGAAGUCAUCCUGAAAUCGCUGCACUUUGAUUUCAUCAAUCUGCAGGCAGUCCAACUGGAAGAAAAUGGAGCGUCGUCCUUGCUGGAUAUGAUUUUGUACUAUGAAUCUACAACCCAUCUUGACAUUUCUGACAACAGCAGUAUAGGAACAUCGGGUUGGAGGGCCCUCGCUCAUUUGAUAAAGCAGAGUGUGUGUCUGUCCAGGCUGGAUGUGUGUAAUGUGUCCAUGGCUGACUAUCCAGCCCAGGCUCUAUCUAAAGCUCUGCUGACCAGCCGGCUGGCCGUCCUGCACCUUCACAAUGCCCAGCUCAGCGGUACGCCGCUAUACACACUGGUUGGCGCAUUAAAGUCAAACCAAGCCUUGCAAGAGCUCCACCUUACCAACAACCUGCUGAACAGCUACCAGGACGCCAUGCAGCUGGGAGAUAUGCUGCGCUACAACAACACUCUGCAAACACUGGAGCUUAGCAGCAAUGCCAUCGCAGAUGCUGGUUUGGAGGAGCUGUGCGACGGUCUGAGGUGGCAGACAGCGGGCUUGAAGGUCUUACUGCUGAAGAACAACCAGAUCACUGCCAACGGCAUGGUCCAUCUCGCCAAGACUCUGCCGGCGCUGAGGGUCCUGGAGGUUUUGGAUUUGGGUGAGAACGUUCUGGGGAACGAGGGGAUCCAAUCCAUCCGGGAGCCCCUGAUGCUGAACCGGUCAGUGCUGCGGCUUGGCCUGGCCCGCACCAGUAUCACCUGUGAAGGUGUUGUGGCGCUGGCCGAGUUCCUCGCGGAGAGCCGUCAGAUCCGCCAGCUGGAUGUCCGUCAGAACGAGGUGAAGGUCGGCGGCCUGAUGGCUUUGUGUCUGGCGUUGAGGAUCAAUCGGUCGCUGGCCAGUCUGGAUCUGGACCAGACAUCCCAUCAUGAAGAGUCGGACGAGGGGAGCCUGUUCGUCCUGUUUACCUGUUUGAUGCUUAAAUAUUUGGCUUUGGAUUUGGCCAACGUGAACGUCCUGUCAGCUGUUCUCCAGCAGAGGAGCCGAGCGAUAACGGCGGAGAGUGUCCUCUCUUGA